Molecule: messenger RNA, 1343 nt
Organism: Pararge aegeria (speckled wood butterfly)
Lineage: Eukaryota; Metazoa; Arthropoda; Insecta; Lepidoptera; Nymphalidae
Product: forkhead box protein D1-like
Biological process (GO): regulation of transcription by RNA polymerase II; cell differentiation; anatomical structure morphogenesis
Molecular function (GO): RNA polymerase II cis-regulatory region sequence-specific DNA binding; DNA-binding transcription factor activity, RNA polymerase II-specific
Source: RefSeq, a predicted model, not a curated record
AUGCACAAAGCUCCGACCCGCAGUAAUAAUAACGACAAUUGUUGUGUUUACUGAAACGUAAACGUCGGAGUGGGUGACCCCCUUCGGGGCGGAGCCAGGCGGGUCGGCCUCCGGCGCGCCGGGGCCCGCUGCAGUCCGUGCCGUGCCUCGCGCCUCAACGCACCUCUGACAUGUGACGGUGCCAUGGAAGAGUGUGAUCUGAGUCAAUACCGCGACAUGAUCAUCGAGGGCGACCUUCCGCUGGACUUGCGGCCGCCGCCUCGCCUCUACCUUCCGCACUACCUGCGCGACGAUCGCGAGGACUACCCUCAAGACGAUACCUACGUGUCCGUAGACGAAGACACCCCGGACCUGCCUCCGCCUUCCAGCGACUCUGACAGAUACGACGCGUCCAGCCCCAGUGACACCAAACCCAGUUCCCCAAAGAAGCCGAAAUCGAAGUCGUCUUCCCAGCUCAUCAAGCCGCCCUACUCUUACAUCGCACUAAUAACCAUGGCGAUUCUCCAAUCUCCGCAUAAAAAGCUAACGCUAAGCGGCAUCUGUGAGUUCAUCAUGACCAGAUUUCCUUAUUACCGCGACAAGUUUCCCGCGUGGCAGAACUCCAUCCGUCACAAUUUGAGCCUUAACGACUGCUUUAUAAAGAUCCCUCGGGAGCCGGGGAAUCCUGGGAAGGGAAACUAUUGGACUCUUGACCCGUUGGCGGAGGAUAUGUUUGAUAAUGGAAGUUUUCUCCGCCGUCGGAAGAGGUACAAGCGGCCGGCGCCUUCGUUGCAGCACGCUCACGCAGUGGUAGCGAUGCUGGCGAGGGAAGCGUAUGCUCCGUUACUGCCACUGCCAUGUUAUAUGCCGUCGCCAUUGCUGUCGCUACCACGUCCACCGCCGGCGACUCUACGGCCGGUGCCAUUGCCGCCGCGUCUUCUGGAAACAACGGAUACGCGCAGCAAGAGAUCCCGUAAUGGUUUCUCGAUCGAAUCUAUAAUCGGCUCCCAGGAAAGCCAAGUGUCUGAGCCACGGCGGAGUGCGUUCUCGCCGCUGCAUCAGGGCAUGCCGCCUGACGACUGGGCCAGAUGAGCGUUCUUAAGCGGGUGCGUUUCUAAUCUUAAUUCAUUUUAGAACGUCCCGACGGACAUUGUUUUUGUGGUUCAGAAGGUUUACGGUGUGAGACAUUUACCGUUGCACGGCUUCAAGGUGUAUUUUAAUUAAUUUGGAAAGGGACUUUGUAAAAAGGUACAACUACGCGACGGGUAUUAAAUUAAUUUAUUAUUUCCAUUGUUUUGCAAUUUAUGACCAAAAUCAGUCGGUUACCAGAACUUAUUGCGUAUCUUUAUAUGAUCCUGGUCCGU